AUGGCUCUGCUCUCCGAUCUCAUCAACCUCGACCUCUCGGACUGCACCGAGAAGAUCAUCGCCGAGUACAUCUGGGUUGGUGGUUCUGGGAUGGAUGUGAGGAGCAAAGCCAGGACGCUGUCCGGACCUGUUGAUGACCCUAGCAAGCUUCCAAAAUGGAAUUUCGACGGCUCCAGCACAGGCCAAGCUCCGGGUGACGACAGUGAAGUCAUCCUUUGCCCUCGGGCCAUCUUCAGAGACCCGUUCAGGAAGGGGAAGAACGUUCUGGUUAUGUGCGACUGCUACGAGCCAAAUGGAAAACCGAUUCCGAGCAACAAGCGACACGGGGCGGCGACGAUCUUUAGCCACCCUGAUGUCAAGGCUGAGGAACCAUGGUUUGGGAUUGAGCAAGAGUACACCCUUCUUCAGAAGGACACCAACUGGCCUCUUGGUUGGCCGCUGGGCGGCUACCCUGGCCCUCAGGGACCAUACUACUGCGCCGCCGGAGCGGACAAAUCCUAUGGGCGGGACAUCGUGGACGCGCACUACAAGGCCUGCCUCUACGCCGGCAUCGACAUCAGCGGCAUCAACGGGGAGGUCAUGCCAGGGCAGUGGGAGUUCCAGGUUGGCCCUGCCGUCGGCGUCUCGGCCGGCGACCAGCUCUGGGUGGCUCGCUACAUUCUUGAGAGGAUCACAGAGAUCGCCGGUGUGGUUGUCUCCUUCGACCCCAAGCCAAUUCCGGGCGACUGGAAUGGCGCUGGCGCUCACACCAACUACAGCACCAAGUCAAUGAGGAGCGACGGCGGGUACGAGGUGAUCAAGAAGGCGAUCGACAAGCUGGGCCUCCGGCACCGGGAGCACAUCGCCGCGUACGGGGACGGCAACGAGCGCCGCCUCACCGGCCGCCACGAGACCGCCGACAUCAACACCUUCAUUUGGGGCGUCGCGAACCGCGGGGCGUCGGUGCGGGUGGGCCGCGACACCGAGAAGGAAGGCAAAGGAUACUUCGAGGACCGGAGGCCGGCGUCCAACAUGGACCCGUACGUGGUGACCUCGCUGAUCGCGGAGACAACCAUCCUGCGGGAGCCCAGUCACUCCAACGGCAGCGGCAAGGGCGCCGCGGCUCCUUGA
Molecule: messenger RNA, 1110 nt
Organism: Miscanthus lutarioriparius
Lineage: Eukaryota; Viridiplantae; Streptophyta; Magnoliopsida; Poales; Poaceae
Source: the annotation of a GenBank genome assembly